This is a messenger RNA of Galeopterus variegatus (Sunda flying lemur), 1854 nucleotides long. It is a transcript of the gene SIRAL2, whose product is annotated as family with sequence similarity 118, member A. The transcript has 8 exons. Bases 146 to 1414 code for a protein of 422 amino acids. Lineage: Eukaryota; Metazoa; Chordata; Mammalia; Dermoptera; Cynocephalidae. The record is from RefSeq and is a predicted model, not a curated record.
GAAACCCUGAGCAAUGAGAUCACUGGGGGACACUCACCCAGCUGUGGCCCCCGUGCCAAGGCCACCCACGCAUGACCUCGUGUAGUCCUCUCAACAACGGGUGGUAAGAUCAACCCAUUUUACAGACGCGGAACCAGGUGCACGGAUGCACGAGAAGGCACAGGGCCUCACCGGAUCUGGGCCCGAGCUGGUCCCACCCUGGCCUCCGGCUUUACAGAUGGAUUCAGUGGAAAAGACAACGAAUAGAAGUGAACAAAAUUCAAGAAAGUUUUUAAAAAGCCUUAUCCGGAAACAACCCCAGGAACUGCUCCUGGUCGUGGGGACUGGAGUCAGCGCGGCAGUGGCCCCAGGAAUCCCCGCCCUCUGCUCCUGGAGAAGCUGCAUCGCGGCCAUCAUUGAGGCUGCAGAGGAGCUGGACGUCCUUCACCCAGGGGACAUCGCCGAGUUCCGGAGGAAAGUGAUGAAGGAGCAGGACCUGCUGGUUGUCGCUCAUGAUCUGAUCCGGAAGAUGUCACCUCGUACAGGCGACACCAAGCCCAACUUCUUCCAGGACUGCCUGAUGGAGAUUUUUGACAACCUGGAGCAGCACAUCCAGAACCCUCUGGUGCUGCAGUCGAUCCUUAGCCUGAUGGAAAGGGGCACCAUGGUCCUGACCACCAACUACGACAACCUGCUGGAAAUCUUCGGCCAGCAACAGAACAAGCCCAUGGAGUCUCUGGACUUGAAGGACAAGACUAAGGUCCUUCAGUGGGCAAGAGGACACAUCAGAUAUGGAGUCCUUCACAUUCACGGCUUGUACACAGACCCCUGUGGGAUGGUGCUGGAUCCAUCAGGAUAUAAAGAUGUCACUCAAGACCCAGAAGUAAUGGAGGUCCUCCAGAACUUAUACCGCACCAAGUCUUUCCUGUUUGUGGGCUGUGGAGAGACCCUUCGUGAUCAGAUAUUCCAGGCUCUCUUCCUUUACUCAGUGCCAAAUAAGGUGGAUUUAGAGCACUACAUGGUUGUGCUCAAGGAGAAUGAAGACCAUUUCUUUAAGCAUCAAGCAGAGAUGCUUUUGCAUGGAAUUAAAGUAGUAUCCUAUGGGGACUGUUUUGACUAUUUUCCAGGAUAUGUGCAAGACCUUGCCACUCAGAUCUGCAAACAGCAAAGUCCAGAUGCUGAUCAGAUGGACAGCACCACGUUAUUGGGUAACGCAUGUCAGGAUAGUGCAAAGAGGAAUUUAGAAGAGAAUGGAAUUGAAGUUUCAAAAAAACUCAGACAAUCAGAGACCGGUAUUGUGUUCUUUCUUUUUGUGGGGAACCCAUCUCAGGUCUGUCUUGUUGGUGGGUGUUUUCACUCAUGGAGUUUUCUUUUAUGCCCUUCACCCCUUGGUGGGAGGGACGAUGCAUACAUUGUGUCAGGGUCAAGAAUCUGACCUCUCACCCCAGCCCAUUCCAACUGCCCAGAGUACCCCCUUUAGAAUUUCUGUUGAUUAAGUAAGCACGUUAUUGGCGAAAAAAUACACUGAGAAAGUGCACACAUUGUAAGGCCAGCUCAUUGAGUUUUCAAAGUGAAUAUACCUCUAUAGUCACACCCAGUGAUUACAGAAACAUGUUGUCAGGAGUCCCCUGCUGCUUUCCAGUCACUCCCCCACCACCCAAGGGUGACCAAUGUCCUGACUUAGCUCACCUUCAUCUCAAGAGAAAACCACUUUAAGUCAUUUGGCUUUGUUACCUCUAUCAUUGACUAAGAUUUAUUUAAACUGUUUAUUAAUAUUUAAACUGUUUAAACUGAUUUAAAUGGACUGUCUCUGUUGACACCAGGAAAGGUGGCCUGGCGCACUUGCAGUGCCACCUCCCUCCUUUCCUCCUCCUC